GGCUGGCGCGCGGUAGUACUAUGAUUUGGUAUGUGGCCACUUUGAUAGCAAGUGUGAUCAGCACCAGAGGUCUUGCGGCUCAAGCUGCCCACGGCCUUCGAGAGGAGCCGGAGUUUGUGACUGCUAGAGCUGGAGAGGGCGUGGUCCUGCGAUGCGAUGUGAUUCACCCGGUGACGGGACAGCCCCCACCCUAUGUCGUGGAGUGGUUCAAGUUCGGGGUACCCAUCCCUAUCUUCAUCAAGUUUGGCUACUAUCCCCCUCAUGUGGACCCUGAGUAUGCAGGCCGGGCAAGUCUUCAUGAUAAAGCAUCCCUGCGACUGGAGCAGGUUCGCUCUGAGGACCAGGGCUGGUACGAGUGCAAAGUGCUCAUGCUGGACCAGCAAUAUGACACCUUUCACAAUGGCAGCUGGGUCCACCUUACCAUCAACGCUCCUCCCACCUUUACAGAAACACCCCCCCAGUACAUUGAGGCCAAGGAGGGUGGCAGUGUUACCAUGACCUGCACAGCUUUUGGGAACCCCAAGCCCAUUGUCACCUGGCUGAAGGAGGGGACACUCCUAGGUGCUAGUGGGAAAUACCAGGUGAGUGAUGGCAGCCUGACGGUGACAUCGGUCAGUAGGGAGGACAGAGGUGCCUACACUUGUCGUGCAUACAGCAUCCAGGGGGAGGCUGUCCAUACCACCCACCUGCUUGUCCAAGGGCCUCCCUUCAUCGUUUCCCCUCCUGAGAACAUCACUGUCAACAUAUCCCAGGAUGCUCUGCUCACCUGCCGGGCAGAGGCAUAUCCCGGCAACCUCACCUACACCUGGUAUUGGCAGGAUGAGAACGUCUACUUCCAGAACGACCUGAAGUUGAGAGUGCGGAUCCUGAUUGAUGGGACCCUGAUCAUCUUCCGGGUGAAGCCUGAGGAUGCGGGGAAAUACACCUGUGUUCCUAGCAACAGCCUGGGGCGCUCCCCUUCUGCCUCAGCAUACUUAACUGUGCAGUACCCAGCCCGUGUCCUCAACAUGCCCCCUGUCAUCUAUGUGCCCGUGGGAAUUCACGGCUAUAUCCGAUGCCCUGUGGAUGCAGAGCCGCCGGCCACCGUGGUCAAGUGGAACAAGGAUGGCCGCCCCCUGCAGGUUGAGAAGAACCUGGGUUGGACCUUGAUGGAGGAUGGCUCUAUUCGGAUUGAGGAGGCCACAGAGGAGGCUCUUGGCACUUACACCUGUGUGCCUUACAACACUUUGGGGACCAUGGGCCAGUCUGCUCCCGCACGGCUUGUCCUGAAGGACCCCCCGUAUUUUACGGUGCUACCAGGCUGGGAGUAUAGGCAGGAGGCUGGACGGGAGCUGCUUAUCCCCUGCGCUGCUGCAGGGGACCCUUUCCCUGUCAUCACAUGGAGAAAGGUAGGGAAGCCCAGCAGAAGCAAGCACAAUGCCCUGCCCAGCGGGAGUCUCCAGUUUCGAGCCCUGAGUAAGGAGGACCACGGGGAGUGGGAGUGCAUCGCCACCAACGUGGUCACCAGCAUCACUGCCAGUACCCACCUGACCGUCAUUGGCACCAGCCCCCAUGCCCCGGGCAGUGUCCGGGUCCAGGUCUCCAUGACAACUGCCAACGUGUCCUGGGAGCCAGGCUAUGAUGGAGGAUUCGAGCAGACAUUCUCAGUUUGGAUGAAGCGGGCACAGUUUGGGCCCCAUGACUGGCUGUCUUUGCCAGUGCCACCAGGACCCAGCUGGUUGCUAGUGGAUGCCCUGGAGCCUGAGACAGCAUACCAGUUCAGCGUCCUGGCCCAGAACAAGCUGGGAACGAGCGCCUUCAGUGAGGUGGUCACUGUGAACACUUUAGCAUUCCCUAUCACAACUCCAGAACCCCUGGUGCUGGUUACCCCACCGAGGUGCCUCACAGCCAAUCGGACCCAGCAGGGUGUGCUCCUGUCUUGGCUCCCCCCUGCCAAUCACAGCUUUCCCAUUGACCGCUACAUCAUGGAAUUUCGUGUCGGGGAACACUGGGAGACGCUAGAUGCUGCCAUCCCAGGCACUGAUGGAGACUUUUUUGCCAAGGAUCUGUCACAGGACACCUGGUACGAGUUCCGGGUUCUGGCCGUCAUGCAGGAUCUGAUCAGUGAACCCAGCAACAUUGCCGGCGUCUCCAGCACAGAUAUCUUCCCACAGCCGGACCUGACCGAUGAUGGGCUAGCUCGGCCUGUGUUGGCUGGAAUCGUAGCUACCAUCUGCUUCUUGGCAGCUGCCAUCCUGUUCAGCACCCUGGCUGCCUGCUUUGUCAACAAGCAGCGCAAGCGUAAGCUCAAGCGCAAAAAAGAUCCUCCACUUUCCAUCACUCACUGCAGAAAGAGCUUAGAGUCUCCCUUGUCAUCUGGCAAGGUGAGCCCUGAGAGCAUCCGCACUCUCCGGGCCCCAUCAGAGUCCUCUGAUGACCAAGGCCAGCCAGCAGCCAAGAGGAUGCUGAGUCCCACCCGAGAGAAAGAGCUAUCAUUGUACAAGAAGACCAAGAGGGCCAUCAGCAGCAAGAAGUACAGCGUAGCCAAGGCUGAGGCCGAGGCUGAGGCCACAACACCCAUUGAGCUCAUCAGCAGAGGCCCUGAUGGCCGCUUUGUCAUGGAUCCCUCUGAGAUGGAGCCCUCGAUGAAGAGCAGGCGCAUCGAGGGCUUUCCCUUUGCCGAGGAGACGGACAUGUACCCUGAGUUCCGCCAGUCAGAUGAGGAGAACGAGGACCCACUGGUGCCCACAUCUGUGGCUGCCUUGAAGUCCCAGCUGACCCCUCUGUCAUCUAGCCAGGAGUCCUACCUGCCACCACCAGCAUACAGCCCUCGGUUCCAGCCCCGUGGGCUGGAGGGCCCCGGCGGCCUGGAAGGUCGGCUCCAGGCCACAGGCCAAGCCAGACCUCCUGCCCCCCGGCCCUUCCACCAUGGCCAGUAUUAUGGGUACCUCAGCAGCAGCAGCCCUGGGGAGGUGGAGCCACCACCCUUCUACAUGCCAGAAGUGGGCAGCCCCUUGAGCUCUGUCAUGUCCUCCCCACCCCUGCACACUGAGGGGCCUUUUGGCCACCCUACCAUUCCUGAGGAAAAUGGAGAGAACGCUUCUAACAGCACGUUGCCCUUGACUCAGACACCCACAGGAGGGCGCUCCCCUGAGCCCUGGGGCCGGCCAGAAUUCCCCUUUGGGGGACUGGAAACCCCAGCCAUGAUGUUUCCCCACCAGUUGCACCCCUGUGACGUAGCCGAGAGUCUGCAGCCCAAGGCCUGCCUCCCCCGAGGACUGCCCCCCACCUCCCUGCAGGUGCCUGCGGCCUACCCGGGCAUCCUGUCUCUGGAGGCGCCCAAGGGCUGGGCAGGCAAGUCGCCAGGCAGAGGCCCUGUCCCACCACCCACCUCCGCUAAGUGGCAGGACAGACCUAUGCAACCUCUGGUGAGCCAAGGGCAGCUAAGACAUACUAGCCAAGGUAUGGGCAUACCCGUGUUGCCUUACCCCGAGCCGGCUGAGCCGGGGGGGCACAGCGGCCCCAGCACAUUUGGCCUGGACACUCGGUGGUAUGAGCCCCAGCCCCGGCCCCGGCCUAGCCCCCGGCAGGCCAGACGCGCCGAGCCCAGUUUACAUCAAGUGGUGCUACAGCCCUCCCGGCUCUCGCCUCUGACCCAAAGUCCCCUCAGCUCCCGCACCGGCUCCCCUGAGCUUGCCGCCCGGGCCCGGCCCCGCCCAGGCCUCCUGCAGCAGGCAGAGAUGUCAGAGAUCACCCUGCAGCCGCCGGCCGCUGUCAGCUUCUCUCGCAAGUCCACGCCAUCCACCGGCUCCCCUUCCCAAAGCAGCCGCAGCGGGAGUCCCAGCUACCGGCCCACCAUGGGCUUCACCACUCUGGCCACAGGCUACCCCUCCCCUCCGCCGGGCCCUGCAGGGCCUGCGGACAACCUGGAUGUGUUUGGACAGACGCCUUCCCCUCGAAGGAUGGGGGAGGAGCUGCUCAGACCAGAGCCCCCCCCACCGCCAUUACCUACUUCAGGAACACAUCCACCUGCACCCGGGCAUGCUGCUGCACCUGAGAGGCUGGAGGCUCUGAAAUACCAACGGAUAAAGAAGCCCAAAAAGUCAUCCAAGGGCUCUUCGAAGUCAAAGAAACGAUCCGACGGUUCUGCCUCCCAGGCUCAGCAGCUUCCAGACUCCCAGGUUCUGUGGCCCGACGAAGCCGUCUGCCUCCGAAAGAAGAAGAGACACUCUCGGCCUGACCCUUUUGCCCGCCUCUCAGAUCUGUGUCACCGCCAGCUUCCUGAAGACCAGACAGCGAUUCUCAACAGUGUGGAUCAUGAUGACCCUGGCCAUGCCACCCUGCUGUGAUACGACACAACUCUAAGUGCUCCCUGAGUGGCAGUGCUGGGGUGAGGGGUGAGGGAGGAUAAAGGUGUGCCAGCAGACGGGCAGUUUCAGGGACUGCUCCGACCUUUGUUCUGCUCAUUCUCUCUCCGGCCAGAGUGGAGUCUCUGAAUCCUGGCCCUCUGGUCCCACUUUUGGGACAGAAGGCCAGGGGCAGACCUGUAGGUGGAGAUCAGGAAGUGAACUGGGGACAGGGAGAGA
Molecule: messenger RNA, 4565 nt
Organism: Suricata suricatta (meerkat)
Lineage: Eukaryota; Metazoa; Chordata; Mammalia; Carnivora; Herpestidae
Gene: IGSF9B
Product: immunoglobulin superfamily member 9B
Exons: 20
Coding region: 21-4328 (1435 amino acids)
Biological process (GO): cell-cell adhesion
Molecular function (GO): protein binding
Source: RefSeq, a predicted model, not a curated record